GGUAAGGGCAGAGACUAUUACUAUUUUUGGAUUGCAUCGACAAAUGGGAAGGGUACAUUAGAAUCAGCAGCUUUCUGUGCAGCAGUGUAAUACAACAAUUAAUUAGCAUUGUAUAAAUGAACACUUAUCAACUCAAUGCAUAACUGUCUACAAUGUUAUCUUAAUUAAAGAUAACCUCUGUGAACAAUUAGUCUAUUAUUAGACGUCCAGUGGUGAUUGUGAAACAUGAGUGCAAAGGCUUUAAUACUCUUACUGGCCGUAAUUUUUGUAGAAUCAAAAAUAUCCGAUGAACGAAACCGGCCAACCACCGUUACACCUUUAGGAAAAGUUGAAGGAGAAUGGAGGACCUCUUUUGAAGGACGAAAGUAUGCAUCUUUUGAAGGAAUUCCAUAUGCAAAACCUCCUAUUGGCGAUCUAAGGUUCGCAGAGCCACAUCCUGCGGAACCAUGGGUUGGUGUGUGGAACGCAACCAAGAUAUAUGAAUGUCCGCACACGACUAUGAUUGACAGAACUCAAAAUCCUUCAGGAGAUGAAGACUGCUUAUACUUGAAUGUAUACAUCCCUGUAAGAAAACAGUUAGAGAAGUUAGAUGUUGUGAUUCAUAUUCAUGGAGGAGGCUUUAUAUAUGGUUAUUCCAAUGAAUUUAUUGGUGAAAAAUAUGUGAUGGAUAGAGAUCUUAUCUUAGUUACAUUCAACUACAGGAUUGGCGCUUUAGGUUUCCUCAGUACCGGCGAUGAAGUAGUACCAGGAAAUAAUGGUUUGAGGGAUCAAACUCUGGUUCUACAUUGGGUUCAAAAUAACAUCGAAAGCUUCAAUGGUAACCCGAAAUCGGUAACUUUGACAGGAUUCUCUGCAGGUGCAGCUUCUUUACAUUUGCAUUAUUUGACACCACACAGCAAAGGUCUUUUUCACAGAGGAAUAUCACUGAGCGGAUCUGCAUUAAACCCAUGGACAAUAAGGCUGAAUCCACUGAAAAACGCUAGGCGCCUAGCAAAAUCUGUCGGUUGUGAGAUGGAUGAUACAAAGAAAAUGGUGAUGUGCUUGAAAUCUCGACCCGCCAGUCAGCUAGUGGUGCAUACUGGAAGAUUGCAUUACUAUGGUGGUAUGCCUUUCUGUUUAUUCCAACCAGUGGUAGACAAGUAUGCUAAGAAGCCAUUCUUAGAAGACCUACCUGAAAAUCUGCUCAAAGCUGGUAGAGUGCUGGAUGUACCAUGGAUGGCAUCAUAUACCAAAGAUGAUGGACUUAUGGGAUUACUAGUUAUAACAGAUUCUAUCCAGCAACUGAAUGAGCAGUGGACUGAAGUUGGACAUUAUAUGAUACAAACUGAUGACAUUCCUCUCUCAGUUCAGCAAGAGGCCUUACUUAAGAUCAAGCAACAUUAUUCAACGUCUGGUGAAGAUAUGUCAUUUGAAGAUCUUGUCAAGCUUGAGACAGAUACUAUAAUAAGAAUUGGGGUGGAGCGGUCAAUUCAAGUACAUGCUGCUGCUGUCAAAUCUCCUGUAUACUUCAACAUAUUUGGGUAUUCAGGACAAAACACCCUGAAAAGCAUAUUUGGUGCAGAACACAUUGAAGGUAAGGAAGGUAUGACGUGAUCCUGCUACUCAUAUGGGGCUAUUACUAAACCUAAACGAGAUGCAACAGUUGAAAUCUCUCACAGUAACUAUCUUGAUAGAAUUUUUCUCUUUCUAUAUCUCACAGGUGUAUGUCAUGGGGAUGAUAUGAUAUACUUCUUUGGCGGCCUGAUUUUCAAGGCUUUGUCAGACAAUGAUAUCAAAAUGAAGGAUAUGUGUUUGGACAUACUGUAUACAUUUGCGCAUAAUGGAAAACCUAAAGCUCUUGACAGAGAAUGGGAGCCUACGUCAGAGGAGCUGUAUCACAAAAUAGACAAUCCUGAAAGCAUUGAUGUGAAGACCAAGACGGAUUAUUCCGACCAUGAGUUCUGGAAACAGAUUAAGUUAUUGGAAAAACCGUAUUUCCUGUCCCAUGUGAAAGAUGAGUUGUAGUUGGCGGUUGGGCUUGCUAAGGUGCGAGCUUCUCAAAAAGCCCUUUUCCCCGCUUUACUUUUUGUAUGGUUCAAGUUAGUUAACUUGAGAUUCGGGUGAUAAAAUUGAUACAUAAUUAAUAUAUUUUAGCGUAAAAGUAGCAGUUGACUAUUACUUUUUUUUAAGUUAAGGGUCAUGUGGUAUUUCAUUUUGAAACUCCUUGUAACCUUGUAUAUAUCAUUAUCGUUCGAAAUGGUUAUCUAGCAGAAUGUCAAAAUUCAUCUAUAUAUCAUCUGCAAACUUACAUCACAAAAAUAUGUUCAAUUAGAUUCAAUUUAAUGAAAUUUCCUGGAGUUCAUAUUUAAUAAAUUCAGUUGACUUCCGAAUCAUUUCAGAUGCUACAGUUUGAGAUGAAUAAACUGCACUUCUUUAGAUGAAUUAAUAACUUCGCAAAGAUUACAAUAGUGAAGCUAGUGAUAAAAGUUGCAUAUAUUGUUGAGUGUGGGUCAGCAUUUAGCAAUAAAAGGUUAACAAACUUCCGCAGUUUAAUUUCACUUUAUCUUCUCCUUGGACUUUCGCUUUCUAUAAUAAAAUCCAGCUAUUACUGUAAUGUAGACCCCAGAAGCAUGCUCAGUACAGCUGAUUAGAAUGUAUUGGUUAAUACCAAAUACUACCAAAC
Messenger RNA from Acanthoscelides obtectus, 2662 nucleotides. The record is from the annotation of a GenBank genome assembly. NCBI's taxonomy places the organism in Eukaryota, Metazoa, Arthropoda, Insecta, Coleoptera, Chrysomelidae.